Episyrphus balteatus (marmalade hoverfly) is the source of this 914-nucleotide messenger RNA. RefSeq names its product RPII140-upstream gene protein (gene 140up). The record is from RefSeq and is a predicted model, not a curated record. The coding region runs from base 115 to 903 and encodes 262 amino acids. Lineage: Eukaryota; Metazoa; Arthropoda; Insecta; Diptera; Syrphidae. The transcript is spliced from 5 exons. Gene Ontology annotation, cellular component: mitochondrion.
UUUAAAACAGCUGUUUCCAAAAUGUACCUUUUCUCUCAUCCAACUUUCAAAUUUAACCAAAAAUAAAAACAUUUAAUUUCAAUUUAACAUUUUAUCACAAAAAUAAUAAAUAUAAUGAGUUUCUUAAGACAUAGUUCGCGUUUAGUAAUUGCCGCCUUGAUCCCUUUAGGCGAAAAAGAAAAUGACAUCAUCUCAAAAGACACCAAAACUUACAAAGCCUUUUUGGAGCGUCGACCAACAAAUGAAACCGGCUUGGAUCGUGUUAAAGAAAUGUUUAAAGUUGAUGAAUUUGGAACAAUAUCACCUGAAUUAAACUCCGUGUACCAAGCUGGCUUUUGUGGUUUCCUCUUCGGUGCCAUUUAUGGAGGAUUCAUCAACUCCCGUACAGCAUAUGAAGAUUUCAUGAAUAACAAUCAAGCUUCUGCUUUUAAAUCACAUUUAGAUGCUAAGAGAAAACUACAAAACGAAUUCACUGUAAGUUUUGCCAAAGGAGCCUUCAAAUGGGGAUGGCGAGUUAGUCUAUUCACAACUUCAUAUUUUGGAAUCAUCACCUUGAUCUCGGUGUACAGAGAAAAAUCAUCAAUUUAUGAAUACCUCGCUGCUGGAGGUAUCACAGGUAGUCUUUAUAAAGUCAAUAUGGGUCUAAGAGGAAUGACUGCUGGCGGUAUAAUUGGAGCCGGUUUAGGCGGAAUUGCUGGCCUUGCUUCCUUAGGUGUUCUUAAACUAUCAGGCUAUUCAAUGGAAGAAAUGCGUUAUUGGCAAUACAAAUGGCGUUUGGAACGCGAUGAAAAUAUUCGAGAAGCCUAUAUAAACCAACAAGAAGAUAAAAAUCCAGUUGUCAUUCAUCACGAUGCUAAACUUGGUGAAGCUGGACAAACUAUUUCACUUGAUUCCGUGAAUUAAAAGACAGGGAU